CCCCUCAUUCUCGAUGUAGGCAUUUGAUGUACUGAUCAACUCGUAUUUGAACUGAGCAGAAGACAAAUUAAAGACUAAAGUCUCUUUUGGAGAAAAUGUCUGAAGGACAGCUCAAUUCACCUAACCAGACUUUCCAUUUAAUCACAAAUGAUACAGAACCAUCAGCAACUAGUAUUUUCAAUGAUACUACGGUGGAGGGAAAAACUGAAGAGACUUCUAUAGGAUCACGAAUCCUGUGUACCAUUUUUUUGACUUAUUCCGUGAUCAUUUCAGUAGGUCUCCUUGGAAAUGCUGUGCUCAUCAAAGUCUUUUUCAAGAUCAAGUCCAUGCAAACAGUUCCAAACAUUUUUAUCACCAGCUUGGCUUUCGGAGAUCUUUUGCUUCUAAUAACAUGUGUGCCAGUGGACGCGACCCAGUACAUUGCGGAUACCUGGCUGUUCGGGAGACUCGGUUGCAAGAUUCUCUCUUUCAUCCAGCUCACUUCAGUCGGCGUGUCGGUGUUCACACUAACUAUUCUCAGUGCUGACAGAUACAAGGCAAUAGUGAAGCCCUUGGAACUGCCAGCCUCUGAUGCCUUCUUGAAGACCUGUGGGAAAGUUGCCUGUAUCUGGAUCCUGUCCAUGGUUCUUGCUAUCCCAGAGGCUGUAUUCUCAGAUUUAUAUCCUUUCUAUAAUGCUGAAAAAAAUGAGUCUUUUGAAGCCUGUGCUCCUUAUCCUGUUUCUGAAAAGAACAGGCAAGAGGCUCAUUCUCUUCUAUGUUUCUUAGUCUUCUACAUUAUUCCCCUCUCUGUCAUUUCUGUCUACUAUGUUCUGAUUGCCAAAGCUCUUUUCAAAAGCACCGUCGAAAUACCCGCCGAAGAACAAGAACAUGCCCGCAAGCAGAUUGAAUCCCGCAAGAGAGUUGCCAAGACGGUGCUGGUGCUGGUGGGGUUUUUUGCUAUCUGCUGGCUGCCCAAUCAUAUCCUUUACCUCUAUCGGUCCUUCAAUUAUCGCUCCUCCAUUGAUUCUUCUACCCUUCAUCUUGUAGCCACCAUUUUCUCUCGGGCGCUGGCUUUUAGCAAUUCCUGUGUAAACCCCUUUGCUCUUUACUGGCUGAGCAAAACUUUCCGGCAGCAUUUUAAAACACAACUCUUUUGUUUCAAGAUCAAGUGUCCCAGGCGUCCAGCUGUCACCAGAAACCUGGCCACAGGCCUUGUUUCAGCCACUGGGAGCACCCAGGUGUCUGAAAUUAGUGUGACCUUGCUCACUGGGUAUGCUGGGAAGAAGGAAGAAGAAAGUGCCUUUUCAGUUAUCAGUUAAAGAGGGCAAGCAUCAAGUUUUUUCCUAGUGUGUAUAUAGCUAGGAAUUGUGGGGAUGAGUAUAAUACUGAAUUACUCAUCUUUUAAUUGUAUUUGAGAUAUUUAAGAGAAGGUCCUUGUCCAGUCAAAUAUUCUUGUGUGUGUUGUGUGUAUGUGUGUGUAUGUGUGUUAUUUUUGUGAGUGAAAACUUGAUAUUCUAAAACUUUCUAAAUUCUAGAAAGAAAACAUUUAAUAGGUGGAGACUAUGGUUAUAGAAAGAGAAAGGGGAGGAGUAAGAGAAUGAAAUCAACACAACGCUAAAAAUGUAAAACAAUUUAUAGAAAGAUGUAUUUUGAGGAAUGUUUCCUUUCAAAAAAGAUGGCACAUAUGUCUAUAAUGCUUCAAGCUUUACAAAAUAUUUUCCUACUAACUGCCUUAUGAGGCAGGUGUAUCUGUAUCACAAAGGAAGAAAUGGUGACUUAGUGAAGAGAAAUGAUUUACAAUUCAGUACAAAGUAUAUGCAGAAUAAAUGCAAGAUAAUGUUGUUGCGGAAAGGCACCUACAUCUAGAUGAGGAAAAGUCCUAUUCAGGAGGUAACAGAGAGAGAGAGAGAGAGA
Antechinus flavipes (yellow-footed antechinus) is the source of this 1893-nucleotide messenger RNA. RefSeq names its product bombesin receptor subtype 3 (gene BRS3). The record is from RefSeq and is a predicted model, not a curated record. The coding region runs from base 96 to 1298 and encodes 400 amino acids. Lineage: Eukaryota; Metazoa; Chordata; Mammalia; Dasyuromorphia; Dasyuridae. Gene Ontology annotation, biological process: bombesin receptor signaling pathway. Gene Ontology annotation, cellular component: membrane. The transcript is spliced from 3 exons. Gene Ontology annotation, molecular function: bombesin receptor activity.